UCGUUGGACUCUUCGAUCAACACAAUGGAACGCAUACUAAGUAUUCUCCAUAAUGCACACAGUACAAAAAUGGAAACAAGAGACUCUGUGUUGAAGUUAUACGACUCUGCUCCCGAAGCCUUCGAAAGCAAAAACAUGGCUCUGCUCGGUGAAAAUAUAUUUGACUUGAAAACUAUUGAUAUUCUCAUAGACCUUCAACUCGGAAGUAAUGUUGAUAUCUUUAAGAGAUCAAACCCAAGUCAUGCCAGGAAUAUCUUGCAAAAAUACAUAUCUGCCUUCAAAGACCAGUAUGCGCGGGACUCAUCAUAUCUUUGUAUGGAGAGUUUGGGUCGAUCUUAUGCGGAGAACACUCGAAAAGCAAAUGCGACUCUAAACAAUGCCAUAAGACGCACUGCUUCAAAAGCUAUGAUAGGUGAGUCCAUUUUGCAUGACGAACCCCCAAUUCACCUAGAUUUCUGCCGUCUUAAUACAUACAAUCCAUUUAGGAAUGAUAUAAUGGAUCCCUUCGCUUUACAAAAAGGGUUGUCUACAAAAAAACACCCCGCAAACCUUUUUGGUGCAAUGAUAAAUGAUCAGAGAGUGUUGCUGAGCUUUCUUCAUAAUUUAAAGAAACGGAUUUCGCCCUUGACUAUUCAAAACAUCAUGGUUGCUCAAAGUAUGUUUGGGAACCUAGCGCUCAAGAGUGUUGUAAAGCGAAGGUUAUUAUCCACAGAUCCACGGAUGCCUCUCGAUACUCCAUUCGAAUUUUACCAUUUGGACAUUACAGAUGAAAAUAAUAAAUUGAAAGAAUUCAAGGCAAUUGUUGUGUACCGCAGUAUGAUCUUGAAUCGGCUCGAAUGGUUCCCGCCUUUUAGAAAGUCGCUAGCUGAACUUGAAGAAAAUAAGUAUGACUCGAUGGAAAAGAUAAUUGCGAUUAUGGCAGACACAUUUGAUCGCUUCUUUGGGUUAUGCUUCAAAACAGAUGCGAAAUAUUGCGACAAGUGGGUCGAAAACUUGAUGACAUUCUAUACACGAAAUAAGUCAAACGAGAUUUUUUUUCAACACCUUCUCGACGAUGCUGUUGUUUACUUCAAAGAAAAAGUUUCUCAGCUGAGUUUCGAAACAUACAGUUCAAAAUGG
This is a messenger RNA of Metschnikowia bicuspidata var. bicuspidata NRRL YB-4993, 1119 nucleotides long. RefSeq lists its product as uncharacterized. NCBI's taxonomy places the organism in Eukaryota, Fungi, Ascomycota, Pichiomycetes, Serinales, Metschnikowiaceae. The annotation marks the transcript as partial. The record is from RefSeq and is a predicted model, not a curated record. The transcript has a single exon.